CACUUGCGAAAGGCGAAAACACUUCUCGGUAAUUUACAUAAUCUUUACAACGUUAUCGCUUUCACGUUAGUUACCUCUUUAACAUCAACUGGCUGGUACGAAGCAGAUCAGUCACUUUCGAGACGCCGAAUCAACGAUACCAGGUAUACAAGCGUGGCAGUCCAAGCGGUAAAUAUAGUUGUUACAAUGUCCGAUUUCGCACGACAAAAUAAAGCCACCGACGCAAAAAUAGACACUACCACUAUUUUUGCGAGUGGUGCUUUCAAAAUCGUGUACAAAGGAAAGUAUACCAAAGGAGAAAGAGCUGGCGAAGAAUGCGUUUGCAAGAUUUUCAAAUCCGAAAGCGUCUUUGAAGAAUCGUAUUUCCAAGAAGAGCUCAAAGUGGUUGCUAAAGCACUCGAGAUUGUCAACAUGUUUAACAGAGACAAACACAUUAAUCAGAAAAUUUUGCUUAACGAACCAGAUGUGUGGACUUUUACUAGCGGGAAUAAAAAGGGAAAAAAGGCGUUGAUUGAGCCCAUGAUUACCAAUUUUGAAAAAUUCAAUUCCAACUCGGGAUGGACUCCAAAGGAAUCGUCUCCUUGGAUAAAUGCUAUGCAAGCGCUCAGUCACUUUUCGUAUCACACAAGCAAUCGUCGUGCACUCCUUUGCGACCUCCAAGGUGGCGUCUACAAGGAUGGCUUUGUUUUAACUGAUCCUGUCAUUAUAUCAACUAAUCAGGAAUAUGGACCAACAGACCUCGGUGUUGAAGGAAUUUCAACAUUUUUUGCGUCUCAUCGAUGCAACCAAUAUUGCAAGGUACAAUGGUUGGUUCCGCACGAUAAAAAAAAGCAUUUUAAUGUUCAAAAGAGUACUGCUAUGGUGCUCCCUAAUCGUCAAAGUCGCGCAGCUUUAACUUGUCAACUACCAGGCUAAUCGGAAAAUUAGUCUAUUUAACAAGAAUAAACUGAUUUGACUUAUUCUA
Daphnia magna is the source of this 964-nucleotide messenger RNA. RefSeq names its product alpha-protein kinase vwkA. Bases 187 to 915 code for a protein of 242 amino acids. Gene Ontology annotation, biological process: protein phosphorylation. NCBI's taxonomy places the organism in Eukaryota, Metazoa, Arthropoda, Branchiopoda, Diplostraca, Daphniidae. The transcript has 2 exons. The record is from RefSeq and is a predicted model, not a curated record. Gene Ontology annotation, molecular function: ATP binding; protein serine/threonine kinase activity.